Molecule: messenger RNA, 6998 nt
Organism: Mytilus trossulus (common blue mussel)
Lineage: Eukaryota; Metazoa; Mollusca; Bivalvia; Mytilida; Mytilidae
Product: PH-interacting protein-like
Exons: 36
Coding region: 74-5539 (1821 amino acids)
Biological process (GO): regulation of transcription by RNA polymerase II; regulation of cell shape; cytoskeleton organization
Cellular component (GO): nucleus
Molecular function (GO): protein binding
Source: RefSeq, a predicted model, not a curated record
GGCAGUAAACAGAAAAUGGCGUCGCUAUCGCUCAUUGAAUAACCCACACAGUUCAUUGUUUAAUUAAGUUUUAAUGAUGAAGCCGGGGCCAAGUAGAGAAAACAGAGAAAUAUCACCAAUAGAAGCUGAGUUAUAUUUCCUCAUCGCCAGAUUCUUGUCUUCUGGACCCUGUUCCGAUGCCGCACAGGCACUUCGCAAAGAACUAGAAAAACACAAGCUUUUGCCAAAAAGAAUUGACUGGGAAGGCAGGGAACACGAAAGAAGUUUUGAAAAUUUGGUUGAACUAUACCGUCAUGUGACAUCUAACCAUUUAUUACACAUAUGUCAGAGACUUGGUCCUUUAUUAGACAAAGAUAUCAAACCAAGUGUAUGUGGUGUACAGUCUUUACUUGGUUCUGGUAGCAACUCUUUAUUGAGGACAAAAGACGCAAUAUUAAAUCCAAGAUGGCCACCAGUUACUCAUGUUGUGAUGCAUCAUCAGAGACCACUUCUACCUCCAAACAAUCUUGUUAUACCAAAUGUUGGUCAUGUCUUAAAAGGCAGAGAGAUGUCUGGCCAUUCAAGAUUGGAUCAUACCUUUUCAAAUCAUAUCUAUGUCAAAGUGGCACUGCAUGCCAGAAAAUUAGGCCAUUUGGCGGCAGUAUAUUGUGUAGCAUUUGAUAGAACAGGAAAAUAUAUUUUCACAGGUGCUGAUGAUGCUUUAAUAAAAAUCUGGUAUGCCGAAAACAGUAGACUAUUAGCAACCCUAAGGGGACAUAACUCUGAAAUAACAGACAUUGCUGUUAAUUAUGAAAACACUUUAUUAGCAUCUGGAAGUUGUGAUAAAAUUAUUCGUGUUUGGUGUUUACGAACUAAAACUCCUUUGGCUGUUUUAAGUGCUCACACAGGAAUGAUCACAUCAUUACAGUUUUGUCCGCAGUCACAUGGUGAGAAUAGAAUAUUAAUGUCCACUGGAGGUGAUGGCUGUGUUUGUUUUUGGUUCUGGAAUGUUACAACUAACAAAUUUGAACCAAAACCAGGAAAGUUUAUAGAGAAGUCGCGAGCGGGAGCUCAAAUGUUGUGUUCAUCGUUUAGUCCUGGUGGUGUAUUCCUGGCCACAGGAAGUUCUGAUCAUGUUGUUAGAGUUUAUUUUGUUCAUGGAAAAACUCCAGAGAAAAUUUGUGAAUUAGAGGCCCACACAGAGAGGGUCGAUAGUAUAUGUUAUAGUAACACAGGAGAGAGAUUUGUAAGUGGAAGUUGUGAUGGCACAGCUAGAAUUUGGAGAUAUGAUAGGCAGGAAUGGAAGUCAAUUAUACUCCAUAUGGCAACUAAGUUACAUCCUACCACAGAGGAAGAUAAAACAAAGUAUGGUGUAACCAUGGUAGCCUGGAAUGCAGACGACAGAUAUGUUUUAACAGCUGUUACAGAUUGUACAUUAAAAGUUUGGGACUCUCGUUCAGGAAAAUUGUUACAUAUACUCAAGUACCAUGAAGAUGAAGUAUUUGUAUUAGAAUGUAGUCCAUGGGAUCCUAGAGUCAUACUUAGUGCUGGUCACGAUGGUCAUGUGAUAUUAUGGGAUAUACAGAAAGGGGUUAAAAUCAAAAGUUUCUUCAAUAUGAUUGAAGGCCAAGGGCAUGGUUCUAUGUUUGAUUGUAAGUUUAGUCCUGAUGGUUUGAGCUUUGCUGCUACAGAUUCUCAUGGUCAUUUUUUAAAUUUUGGAUUUGGUGGCAGUGAAAUUCAUAAAAAGAUUCCUCAAGAGUUAUUUUUCCAUACAGACUAUAGACCCCUUAUGCGAGAUGCAAAUAAUUAUGUUCUGGAUGAACAAACACAGCAGCCCCCACAUCUGAUGCCUCCUCCCUUCCUGGUUGAUAUCGAUGGUAAUCCUUACCCUCCUAGAUUACAGAAACUUGUCCCAGGGAGGGAACACAACAGGGACGAUCAGUUGAUUCCUCAGAUGGGGGUUAAUGAAGAAGGUGAACAGGAAGUUAUGGGAGAUGUAGAACCAGUGCCCGGAGUAGGUGGACCUUCAGGGCAAGCUCCAGGUGGACCCCCAGGGCAAGCUCCAGCUGGACUAGCAGGGCAUGUUCUGGGUGGAACUUCAGGUCAUGUUCUGGGUGGAGCUUCAGGGCUUGCUCCAGGUGGACCUGGUCAGGCCAGUAUAGAUAGAAUGAUACGAGAAUUACAGAGGCAGCAAGAUAGUAGGAUAAUACGGCAAGGAGGGGCUCCAUUGGCUUCACCCCCUCUUCCAGGGGCACAACCUAGAGUUAAUAGAUCAAAUUCUGUCGGGAACACUGGGCCAAGAGUUGGUAUUAGAAGGAGUGGGGAAACUGAAGGUGUAAGACAAUCACUUAGCAAUAUAGAACAGAGGGCUACACAGUCAGAAAUAGCAGCAUGGAGUCGUAGAAUAGUUGUAAGGGAGCUGGACCCUUCUUUGUUGUCGAAAAAUGAAGAAGAAAGAAGAGCCCACUCAGAAGCAGAAAUGAGGAAAUUCUUAGAAGAAAGGAAGAAAAAACCUACGUUGCCUUAUCCCAGCACAGCCAGUACACCAAAGAAAGGAAAGGGUAAAAAGAAAGUGACAGAAGAACCUGCUAGUCCAGCACAACAGGAGAAUGAACAGACUGCUACCAACAGACUGGUUACCAGAGCUCUAUAUGACACUGAAGAGGAAGAAGAUGGAUCAGGAUCAGAUCCAUGGAACAGCAGCAGUGAUGGUGAAUCAAGUGAAUAUUCUGAUUGGAUGGGAGACACGGGUAACAAUUUACAACCACCAAAGAGGACAUCUCAGCGGAAACGUAAACAAAGAAAAGUCAGUUCCUCUGAGACAGAAGAUAUAGAUAGCGAUUACUUACAUGAUGUGGCUAAGGAUGAAGAUAGGGACUCAAAUAGGGACUCAACAUUCCAGGCCAAAGUUCCUCGUCCUCAGAGGAAAAAACCUGUACCAAAGAAGAAAGAACCUAAGCCCACCAAGAAAACAAUAAGGAGGCAAAAAAUUGUUAAAAAAAUGGGAGGUAUACAAGAAUUGCCAGAAGAAUUCCGUCCAUCAGAAUGGUUAACUGAUACAAAGCCUCGUAAAACCCCUUAUGUACCUCAGAUGGGAGAUGGAGUUAUGUACUUUAGACAAGGUCAUGACCUUUACCUACAAGCAGUAGUCAGAAAAAAUGCAUACAAGAUUGAUCCAAAUAAAAACCUACCAUGGCAUAAAAUGCCUAGUAUUAGGGAGCAAGAAUUAAUGAGAGUUGUUGGAAUAAAAUAUGAAGUCCGUCCACCUAGAAUGGUCUGUUUGAAGCUGGCAUUUAUUGAUCCAGCAACAGGGAAACCAACAGGAGGCUCAAUCUCAAUCAAAUAUCAUGAUAUGCCUGAUGUGAUAGAUUUCCUAGUUCUCAGACAGAACUAUGAUAUUGCCAUGCAGAGAAAGUGGAAAACAGGUGACAGAUUUAGGUCUAUGAUUGAUGAUGCCUGGUGGAUGGGUUCUAUAAAGGAGCAGUUUCCAUUCCAAGAAGAACACCCAGACAGCAUGUUCCAAUGUUUUCUUGUUCAUUGGGAUAAUGGAGAAACAGAAAAGAUAAGCCCAUGGGACAUGGAACCAAUAGCUGAUUGCACUGGCAGACCUGGACAUAGGGGUAUGCCUGAGGACCCAGGUGGGGGAGUUCCUGUUACUCAGGAUGAAAUUAUAUCUCUCAUGUACACACCGUCUGCUGGAGAAUGGCCAUCAUGCAGUAGAGACCAGGAAUGUGACAGAAUUAUACGAGGAAUGGAAAUGAUAAUGGAACACUCUGUGGCAGAACCCUUCUUAACCCCUGUUGAUCUAAAUGUGUUCCCCAUCUAUGGAAUAAUUAUUGAAUAUCCUAUGGAUUUAACUACAAUCAAAUCUAGAUUAGAAAAUAGAUUUUAUAGGAGAGUCAAUGCCCUCCAGUUUGAUGUGCGUUACAUAGAGACUAAUGCUGUUACUUUUAAUGAAGCUGGUACUCCUAUUGUUAAAAGUGCUAAAAUUUUAACAGAAGCUUUACUUAGAUUUAUAAAUGAUACUGAUUGUUGUGAUCCAAUGUCAAUAGUCAGUAACUUAACACAUGGAAUGGAAUUUAACUGGGGUACGUCUGAUUCUGAUUCCGACACUGAGGAUACAGCAGACACCAGAAAAAGAAAGAGGUCUGAUGAUGAGUUGCCAGAAACUAAGAAAAGAAAGAAAACUGGAAUCACUGACCCUAAUGCCUGGAAAGCUCAAUGUCGUCAGUUACUGGAAACCAUGUUACGAUGUGAAGAUUCAGAACCAUUCAGGCGACCUGUAGGCCUUAAUGAACUACCAGGUUACUUUGAUAUUGUUAUGAAUCCAAUGGAUUUAGUCUCAGUAAGACAGAGACUUCAGGAUGAUUAUUAUGACAACCCACAGGACUUGUGUAAAGACUGUCGCCAAGUGUUUACAAACUCAAAGAUGUACAAUACAAAUAAAAGGGCAAGGAUCUACACAAUGACCUUGAGAUUGUCAGCCAUGUUUGAAGAACAGAUCAGGGAUAUAAUAAGUGGUUGGAAGACUGCUGUUAAGAGAAGUCAGAAAUCUCCAGCACCCAGAGGUUUCUCACCAAGAAUUAAACCAUCUACCUCAUACUCCACCAGAGCUGGUACAUCACGUGAUACAAAAGUAUCAGUACCUGGACCUUCAAGAUCUACCUCAGGCCUUCGUAAUGGCAGACGGGCACGAUUUGUUAGUAGUAGCACUACUGAAGAGGAUGUGGAUGUCACAGGCCCCAGUACUUCUAGAGGUAUAAGACUAGCAACUGUUGCUAGACCAACAAGAGCAGCUCCUAGUCCAGCAAAAAAGCCUGUUGUAGAAUCUAAUCAUUAUGAUUCUGAAACAGAACUAGAGACAACAGAUGAGGAGGAACAAGUUAAAACCAAAAAGAGACCACAGAGGACAGCAACUAAUAAAUCUCCAGUGAAGCCAUCUCUUACAAAUGGGGGCUCUUCCAAAUCCUACACAACUCGUGCAGCAACAGGAUCGAUAAAACCUCGUAAAUAUUGUGCCGAUGGAUCAUUUACAGAUGAAGACAAAAAUCAGGAAAAUUCUCAUUCAUCAUCAGACUCAGAAACUAAUUUAAAUGAAAAGUCAUCGAGACCUCGCUCAUCAUCAUCGUCAUCUUCAUCCAGUCCCCAUUCUCAUAAUAACAGUUCAGGUUCUGACACGGAAUCACUUAAUAGUGAUUAUAAAACGGUGCCAUCAGCUCCUACAGUUAGAGUGCCAAAUCAUAGAAGAAAACCGAGAUUAAAAGCAAAUAUAGGGGGUGAAGAAGGAUCAGGACCUUCUGAUAAUCGUAGGCGACCUAAAAGAAGCACUAAGCAAAUAGAAACAUUUAAUGGCAGCGAGGGACCUGUUCGAAGUACCAGAAAUAAGGGUAAACGGACGAUAAAAUAUACUCAGGAAAGUGAUUUGGAGGAGGAUCAAUCAGAGUCCGGAUCCAACUCCGACACCGAAGAAUCUGAACCUUCCACACCUGUUGUCACUGUCAGUAGUCGGGGACGAUUACGGAAAAUGACACCAAGAGCCCGAGCCAAUUUAGCUUCAUAGUUGUUAGUUAUUGUACUUCAUUGUUAAUAUAUAAAAAAUGAUUUGCUCAAUUUCUGAAAUAUCUACAAUGUGUUUUAAAUUACCAUGGAUAUUUAUUUUGUUAUAUUUAAAUUUCUUUAUUACAGUUUGUUCAGCCUUCAAAAUUAAGGAAUAUAAAAUGAAUAAUGGAAUUAUAAAGAUAAUAUAUUGAUAUUUUUGUGUGUCAUUUAAUGACAGCACUAAAUACAGCCUUUAAUAUUUCCUAUAGGAAGAUGGCAAAUUUUCUAUACAUCAUGUGAAUUCUUAUAUCAUUGGUCAUUUUCAGAAGUUAAGCAGUUUUGUUUCAGAAAUUGAAUCAUCAUAAUAAAGUGUCUGUGGUAAUUUAACUGUAUACACAUUGUAUUUUGUAUUCUUGUACAACUUUUGAUCUCACUAGAAAGUUUUUCCCCCAGUGUUGGAAAACAAAUAUGGACGACGAAUUGAAUACUUUGUGAGAGACAAAACCAAUAUUGUUAUUUUUUCUUGUUAUAUUUUUUUCAUUUGUGUGAUGAAAUAAGUGUUAUUGUUAGGUUUUGUACUCCAGUAAAAAUUUUGCUGGUCAAAAAUAAAAAAAUGAUGUUUUUAGAUUGUUUUUGUAUAAUAGGUUUAUUUAUUAACAGUAUUCUUAUUAUUAAACAGUGUGACCAGGUCCAUUCUGCAUGACUUUGUAUGAUAUUCAGAAUUAUCAUAGUUUGUUUGACAGGAUAUAAUACUAUCUAUGUAGAUUGAAAUAUUCACCAACCAGGUUAAUAUUGGAUAAGAAAUGUCAUUGUGCAUGGAAAAUACAUGGGUUUAAUUGUUGCCAAAUGUAGCCUUUAAUUUCGACUUUAUCAUUGUAUUGAAAGAAGUUCUUAAAUGGAUCCAAUGUACACCUUCAAUUUUAGCAGCAAUUUUUGCCUUUUGUGAACCAACUCUUUUCUGGUCUAGUGUGCAUUUAUUUUUUGAAUUCCUCACAACAAAUAUAAGUUAACUAUGAAAAUUAAACAAACAUAAAGAUUUAUUUAUAUACAGUUAAUUUCAAUAAAUUUUUGUCUAGGUUUUGGUUGAUCAUUUUAUUUAAAUGAGGUUGUAGACAAUACUUUUAUUGUUUAUUAGUUUUAAAAGACCAGAUUUUGAAGUUGUAUAAUAAAGACAAAACUAAGUUAGCUGCUUGAAUCUACACCAUUUAGACUCUGGGGGAUAAUUGUCACAUUGGCAAUUAUACCCCAUCUCCUUAUUUUUAUACGUUUAUGGGUUAACAGAAUAAAGGCAAGUUUCUCAUAUUUUGAAAAUCAAUUGUUUGGAAAAAAAUAGUGAGAAUAAUUGUUACUUUGCAUAGUUUCCAUUGUAAUCAAAAUAAAGAAUCCAAUUGGGUGUCUUCACAGGAAACAGACAAUAGGUGACCAAUGAUUGUGAACAAUAGAUUUGUGGAAGUCAAAUGCACGAGGAAAAUUAUCAUAUU